This is a messenger RNA of Drosophila busckii, 6321 nucleotides long. It is a transcript of the gene Hel89B, whose product is annotated as TATA-binding protein-associated factor 172. Bases 332 to 6163 code for a protein of 1943 amino acids. The transcript is spliced from 7 exons. The record is from RefSeq and is a predicted model, not a curated record. Gene Ontology annotation, molecular function: ATP-dependent chromatin remodeler activity; DNA binding; TBP-class protein binding. Lineage: Eukaryota; Metazoa; Arthropoda; Insecta; Diptera; Drosophilidae.
ACAUACAAGCAAAAGUGAACAGUGUACAGUUUAUAAAAACAAAUAGAAUAUAAAUUUGUUUGAAAUACGUCAUAUAGUGUACGUGAAAAGUGAGCAAAAUGCAUUAGUUUAAUAAAACGGGCAUAAAUUAAAGUGACAAAAGCGCACUCGUAGCGCAGCUCAGCUGCAGCCGCAGUCGCAGUUGACGUCAACGUCAGAGUCAACGCCGCCAUAGCUAUGAAGCGACAGCACACCGACCGAAACGCAACGUUUGCCAAAGAUUAUUUACGCUUAGUAAUUAGUAAACAAUAAACAGAGUCAAGGAACGUAGAGUCAAAUACUAUACACCAGAAUGACUUCCCGACUUGAUCGCCUUUUCAUAUUGCUCGAGUCGGGCUCAACGGCCGCCACGCGUCAAGCGGCAGCCAAGCAAAUUGGCGAAGUGCAAAAACUUUAUCCACAUGAGUUGCACGCGCUGCUCAAUCGCCUGGUUGGCUAUUUGCAUAGCAACAACUGGGAGACACGCAUUGCGGCAGCACAAACCGUCGAGGCCAUACUUAAGCAGGUGCCCAGCUGGCAGCCAGAGCUACAGCUGCAGUCAAAGCUGAUCAAAACAGAGCGCAAUGCCAGCGAUGCCAAUGAGGAGGACAGCUGCCAGUCCAAUGCUUCCUCUAACACAACCACAGCCACAACUAGCGAACGUUUGCUUAGCUUUGAUGAGUUCGAUUUGCAACAAAUACUGCAAAAGGGCGCACGUCUCAUUGGCUCCGAGGGCAAUGAGUUCGAUGUGCAGGAGGAGCAGCCAGCUAGCGCUGGCGGCGCUGAGGAUCAAAGCGUUGCGACGCGCCUAAGUCGUCAGCGCGCCAUGCUCAAUGAUAAGCUGGGACUGACGGCAGCCGCCAAGCUGGGCGUCAAUCUAACUGACAUGAUUACCGAUGAUGAUGUCGCCUUGGCGCGCAGCGGCAGCAGCUAUAACGUCAAUGCUGAGAAACUGCCGGUGGAGCAUAUUUUGAAUUUAAAGUCGCUUAAUGGUAGCGGCUCAACAGCAGCUGGUCAGCGCUUAAGCUGCCGCGAAAUGAAUCGAGCUAAGCGUAAGGCACGUCAAGGCAGCAGCGCCACAGUCUCAGUUGCGGCUGUCUCAGUUACACCCACCUGCAGUCGACGCAACUCAACAGCAGGCAGCGGCAGUGGCAGUAACAGCAGCUGCAGCAGCAGCAGCAACACCAACAACAACGGCAAUGGCGCUGGCGCUGGCACUGGCGCUGGCAGUGUUGUCAACGCCAGUGAUGAGCCAGAGAAAAAGAAGCUCAAAGCCAUUGACAGACAUGAGAUUUUCUACAGCUUAAACGCCGCUGUGCCAGAUGCCACCGGCACUUGGAUUGAUGCUGUCUCUUGGCCGCUGGAGAAUUUCUGCGCACGCUUGUUCAUUGAUCUCUUCCAUGCCAAGUGGGAGGUGCGUCAUGGGGCAGCAACAGCAUUGCGUGAGCUCAUCAAUCAGCAUGGCCAGAGUGCGGGCAAGUGUGCACAGCAGACGCCGGAGCAAAUGCAUGAGGCGCACAGUCGCUGGCUGGAGGAUGCGGCGAUACGUUUGCUUUGCGUGCUUUGUCUGGAUCGCUUCGGGGACUUCAUUUCCGACCAAGUGGUGGCGCCAGUGCGUGAAACAUGUGCGCAGGUCUUGGGCACACUGGUCAAGUCCAUUGAUGAGGGCAAAGUUCAGCGUAUUGUGGACAUAUUGCUGCAGCUGAUACGCCAUAAGAAUGAGUGGGAGGUGCGUCAUGGCGGUCUACUGGGCUUGAAGUAUGUGUUUGUGGUGCGCGUGGAGCUGCUGCCCAUUUACUUGCCCAAUGCCAUAACGGAUAUACUGUCGGGCCUGCUGGAUGCAGUGGACGAUGUGGGCGCAGUGGCAGCUGCUACCUUAAUACCCGUUGCCAUGUGGCUGCCCAAGCUGUUGAAUCCCACGCAAGUGUCGGCAAUUGUUAAAAUGCUGUGGGAUUUGCUGCUGGAUCAGGAUGAGCUUACAUCGGCUUGCAAUAGUUUUAUGGGCUUGCUGGCGGCUAUACUCAGUCUGCCUCAAGCUGCGUCUUGGAUACAAAUGGAGCCUAUGGGCACGCUGGUGCCACGUCUCUUUCCAUUUCUCUCGCACAGCACCAGCUCAGUGCGACGUUCGACGCUGAAGACGCUGCUAACGCUAACCAGCAAUGUUGAGAUUAAACGCGAGCCUAACAAAGAAGAGGAGGAGGCGGAGCAGCAGCGAGAGCUGAAGCUAAACUUCGGCGUCGUAGAAUGGAGCUGGCAGCUGCUACAGCAGGCCCUGCGUCACAUCUAUCAGCGUCUGCUGGUCGAGCCACAAGCAGAUAUACAGGCAUUGGGCCAACAGGUCUGGUCCAAUCUUAUACAGCACGCAGAUCUGGGUGCGCUGCUGCAUGCUGCCUGCCCGUAUGUUUCAUCCUGGAUAUGUCUGGCCAUGCAGCCACCACGUCUGGCCUUUGAUCCGAGCGUGCUCAUACGGGCCGGUGUUGCUGGCGAUGCAGCAGCAGCGGCAACAACGCCGCGUCGUCGCUUGCCACGCGUCGGAGACGAUCUGGGCGGAGUGGCUUUGGCGCAUAGCAAUGCCACACAAAAGUUGUAUCUGGGCGGCAGCGAGGCGACGCCGCAGGAGUUGCGUGAGUUGAAUUUUAUACGCGCACGCAUAACAGCGUCGCGUGCUUUGGGCGCACUGUCCCACUAUCUGGUGCAGCCGGCGCCGGGUGUCACCUACACCGCACAAAUGGAAAGUCCCACCGAUUGCUAUACCAAGGUGCUGUUGGGUCAUCUGAACUCGCGUUCUGCCGUGCAGCGCAUUGUCUGUGGCUUGAUAAUUGCCUGUUGGGCGCUGGACAAUGAGCCAGUGCGUCCAGGGCCGCCCAAUUUGCAGGAGAAGCUGCAUUUGUGCGUUGCCGAGUAUUUGUACUACGACGAGGUGGUCAUCUCCAUGACGCGCCUGCUGCAGGAGGCACAGGAUUUCAUGGCCACGCUCAAGCAGAAUCGUAUACCGAUUAGUGACUUCAACAAUGCCAAGAUUUUAACGCUUGACCAAAUCGAAGCUGUGGCUACCACGCUCAGCGAGAAUCUAUGUCAAUACGGUCUGAAGCCCAAGCUACUAGAAAUGCUGCUCGAGCGUCGUCGCAGUCUGCAGGCUGCACACCAACAGACAACCAGUGAACAAAGCGCCUACCAUGUGAGCGCCCAGGCAGCCUUGGCAGGCGCCAUCUGUGCGCUGCACUGCCUGCCGGAGAAGCUGAAUCCAGUGGUGAAGCCGCUCAUGGAGUCCAUUAAGCGUGAGCAGUGCCUGCUGCUGCAACAGCUGUCUGCUGACUUUCUGGUGCAUCUUAUGGAUCAAGUUUGUGAUAGAAAUCCUAGUCCCAAUAGCAAAAUUCUCAACAAUCUGUGCACGCUGCUGCGCAGCGAUGCCGAAUAUACGCCCAAACUGCUAAUGCCGCUCCAGACGCUGCAGCAGACGCGGCCCAGUGCCAACGAAAGCUGCGUCUACUUUGGUAUCCUGACGCUAUCGCAGCAGCAACAGGCCGUCAGCAGCAACCACAGCAACAGCAGCAGCGUCAAUGCCAAGGCCAGCGCAUCAGCUUUAGCACACCCCACACCUACUCGUGGUCCAGGUCGACCGCCAGCUAGCGAAGUAUUGGCUGCAGCCACAGCCGUUGCUGCCAGCCUCGAGCUGAGCGUGCAGCAGGCCAAGGAAACGGAGGCGCGUCAUUGUCGCACGCAACGUCUGGGCUCCGCCUGUGCCAUAGCCAAGCUCUGCAGCAGCUUUGGCGCGCGCAUUGUGGAGAAGGUGCCAAUCUUUGAGCAGCUGCUCUUCGGCAAGCUGCAGCAGUUUGUGGCCAACACAGAUGAGCAGACACUGGCCAGCACGCUGCCAGAGCUAAAUGCCUGCAACGAAUUGAUUGGCUCGCUGCAGCUAAUUGAGACGGCGGCGCCACAUUUGCAUGCCGAGUUGCAUGCACAGCUGUUCAGCUUGCUGCCACAGUUGGGCUUUAUAGUGCGGCACCCGUUGAAAGCGUUGCGGCAUAUGGCAGCGCGCUGCAUUGCUGCGCUUGCCGAGCUGGAUGCCUGCCGCACCAUGGAGUUUGUGGUGCAGCAGCUGCUAGGACUGCUGCUGAAGGUGGAGCGACCCAUUGAACGCCAAGGCGCUGUGGAAACAAUAGAGCGUGUGGUGAAUCGCUUGCAAAUACGCAUUGUGCCAUAUAUAGUGCUGCUGGUGGUGCCGCUGCUGGGCGCUAUGAGCGAUACGGAUGAGUCUGUGCGCUUGCUGGCCACGCACUCGUUUGCCACGCUCAUACAGCUGAUGCCGCUGGAUAGUAGUGCACAAGUGAAGGAUGAUGCGCUGCAGCAGCGCAAGACGAAGGAUCGCGAGUUUCUGGAUUAUUUGUUCAAGCCCAAGACCAUACCGGAUUAUCGCGUGCCUGUUGAGCUCAGCGUCGAGCUGCGUGGCUAUCAGCAGGCGGGAAUCAAUUGGCUUUGGUUUCUCAACAAAUACAAUCUGCACGGCAUACUCUGCGAUGACAUGGGUCUGGGCAAGACGCUGCAGACCAUUUGCAUACUAGCAGGCGAUCACGUGCAGCGUCGCGAGGCGCAGCUAGCACCACUGCCCAGUCUGGUCAUCUGUCCGCCUACGCUCACGGGCCACUGGGUCUAUGAGGUGGAGAAGUUUCUGGCGCAGUCGCCAGUGCUGCGUCCGUUGCACUACUUUGGCUUCCCCGUGGGACGCGAGAAGUUGCGCAGUCAAAUUGGCACCAGCUGCAAUUUGGUCGUCGCCUCCUACGACACCAUACGCAAGGAUAUUGAUUUCUUUAGCGGCAUACACUUCAACUACUGUGUGCUGGACGAGGGACACAUUAUUAAGAAUGGCAAAACCAAAAGCUCCAAGGCCAUCAAACAGCUUAAGGCCAAUCAUCGUCUGAUUCUAUCCGGCACACCCAUACAGAACAAUGUGCUGGAGCUGUGGUCGCUGUUUGAUUUUCUAAUGCCCGGAUUUCUGGGCACUGAGAAGCAGUUCAUACAACGCUAUUCGCGUCCCAUUUUGGCUUCGCGGGAUGCCAAGAGCUCACCCAAGGAGCAGGAGGCUGGCGUGCUCGCCAUGGAAGCGCUGCAUCGCCAGGUGCUGCCCUUCCUGCUGCGACGCGUUAAGGAGGAUGUUCUCACUGAUCUGCCGCCAAAGAUUACGCAGGAUCUGCUCUGCGAGCUUAGUCCGCUGCAGCAGCGACUUUAUGAAGACUUUAGCAAUAAACAUCUGAAAGACUGUUUGGAUAAGUUGGAUGACGGGGAGAAUCUCAGUGGCAAGACGCACAUCUUUCAAGCACUGCGCUAUCUGCAAAAUGUUUGCAAUCAUCCAAAGCUGGUGCUGCGUCAAGCUGGCGAUGAUCUCAGCAAUGUGGCCGCGCAGCUGGCGAUUAACAACACCAGCUUAGAUGACAUUGAGCACUCUGCCAAGCUGCCUGCAUUAAAACAACUGUUGCUGGAUUGCGGCAUUGGCAUGCAGACGGAGUCGGUUAGUCAGCAUCGCGCGCUCAUCUUUUGCCAGCUGAAGGCCAUGUUGGACAUUGUGGAGCAUGAUCUGCUGCGCAAGCAUUUGCCCAGUGUGACAUAUCUACGCUUGGAUGGCAGCGUGCCCGCCUCUAUGCGUCAGGAUAUUGUCAACAACUUCAACAGUGAUCCCAGUAUUGAUGUGUUGCUGUUAACCACACUGGUUGGUGGCCUGGGUCUAAAUUUAACUGGCGCCGAUACGGUUAUUUUUGUGGAGCACGACUGGAAUCCAAUGAAGGAUCUGCAGGCCAUGGAUCGUGCGCAUCGCAUUGGGCAAAAGAAGGUUGUGAAUGUUUAUCGCCUGAUUACACGCAACUCGCUUGAGGAGAAGAUAAUGGGACUGCAAAAGUUCAAAAUAAAUACUGCCAAUACGGUUGUGAGCGCUGAGAACGCUUCGCUACAGACCAUGGGCACAUCGCAAAUCUUUGAUCUGUUCAAUGGCAAAUCACAGGCUGGGAAUAGCGGUGCAGCUGCUGCUACAGCGGCCGGGAGUAGUGGAAUGUCCAUGAAUGCGAUUAUUGAAAACUUGCCGGAACUUUGGUCUGAGCAUCAGUACGAGGAGGAAUACGAUCUCGGCAACUUUGUGCAGGCUCUGAAGAAGUAAAGCCAGCCAACUAUUUCCAAUUUUUAAGACUUGGCGCCUUCGCUUACCAUCAUUACACAAAUUAAACACACGCAUCAAGUUAUCAGUUUAAAUUUUAUAAGCACGGAUUUGAAUUAUUUUAUAUGAUGUUCCUUUUGCAAAAUACAGAUGAAGAUGUU